Messenger RNA from Oryza brachyantha (malo sina), 1726 nucleotides. RefSeq lists its product as uncharacterized. The record is from RefSeq and is a predicted model, not a curated record. The transcript has a single exon. Lineage: Eukaryota; Viridiplantae; Streptophyta; Magnoliopsida; Poales; Poaceae. Bases 287 to 1384 code for a protein of 365 amino acids.
UCCAGCGCAUCCAACCCAAUCCCGUUCCAUUCCAUUUCCGCUUCCUCCUCUCCUCGCCCCACAAAUCCCAAUUAAAUCCGGCCACCGCCGCCGCCGCCGCCGCUCCGGCCAUCCCAAGUGGCGUGACCUCCGCCUCCGCCCCCACAAAUCCCUCACCUCCGCGGUUCGAAAUCCCCACCUCGACAGCCGCUCCCCUCCCUCGUCCAGCCUCACCAAUCCGGCGAAUUCCCCGUCGGGAGGGGCACCCCGGGCAAAUCCUAACCCUAGCGGGAGGGAGGGCUGCGAGAUGAAGGCGUCGAUCAGGUUCCGGGACGACGACCGGCCGCUGGUGCGCGCCAAGGUGCCCGUCGGCGUCCUCGGGCUGCCGUUCCUCUCCGGCGUCUCGGCCGGCGGCGACGCCAAGGACCUCCGAUUCGAUUUGUCCACGGCCUUCGCCUCCGGCCCGGCGCUCCGCCUCUCGUACCGCCCCAACGACUCGCUCCAGCCCUUCGCCCUCUCCGUCCGCACCGGCCUCGGCCCGCUCGGAUCUCCCGCCCGCGCGCCGUUCGCCAUCUCCGCCGAGUUCAACCUCAUGUCCUCCAGCCCGCCGGCCUUCUCCCUCCUCUUCAAGCCCCGUAUCGGCGACUUCUCGCUCGCCAAUUCCGUCGUCUCCCCGCCCGUCGCCGUGCCACCAACUCCGCCCCCGCCGCCGCCGCCGCUCAAGCUGACCGACCUCGCCAACGGCGACGACCACGACGGCCAUAAAACGUUCUCGUUCAGCGGGAACGGCUUUGCGGCGAACGUGGCCUCCGCGGGGAAGAGCGGCGGGGGGGUCGGUGCGCUGCUGUCCGGGAUGCGCCUCACGACCAGGAGCGUGCUGCCUCUGUGGAGCAAGGCGAGCCUGCGGUUCCAGUGGGGGCUGCGCGUGCCGCCGGAGCUGAAGGCCGCCCUCGCGGACGAUGGGUACGGGCGCAAGGCCGGUAACCUGGCCGUCAGCAAGCUGCCGCUGCUGGUCAUGAACAAGAUCACCAUUGAGCACACGCCGCGGGCUCCUCGACAUAGCGACGCCGACAAGAAGGGGAAGAAGGACGCACCGGAAUUUCAGACGGAAGGGUUCUCACUGGUCAAGAGGCAGCUCGAGGUGCUCAACGCAGAGAGUAUAAUGCUGCGGCGUGCCGUGGAAGACCUGCGUGCCGAGAUCGGUGGCGGUAGAGCCACCUCAAUGCCCGGUAAAGGCGAUGCCCGAAGGUCACCGGCGUCACUGCCAACACCACAACAGCCAUUCCCAGCGAAGCCAGAUCGCCAUGGGAACAGCAGCAAGGAGCUUGUGGACAGUGGACCGAAGCCGGUGUCGGAUGAGGCAAGCGAGGAGCUGAAGAAGGCACUUGAGGCACGCCGGAAGUGAAGAAGCGUCAGGGCUUGCUGACAUUGCAACCCCUGCAGGACUGCAAAACUUGACAUGGCUGCUGGGUUACAAUUUUUGCGCUGAAUAAUAUACUUUUGGUAGGUGCAGUUUGCUUCCUCAGGGAGGCAAAAUGGAAUUCUCAUUAAGGUGAUGUAAUAAUCUCGCCUUAUUUUCCAAGCCGUUGCUUUGUGCUAGACCUGCUACGGAGUAGUAGUAUUUAUCCCCAAUUAUCUCCAAUUCGACGUGUAUAAACUCGCUGCUUUUGUUACAGUAGAAGUUUCAGCUCUAUUGAGAUGUAUGAAACGCUUUAGUUUUCAAGAUUAUCUUCAUUUCAGUUUCCAU